ACUUCCAGUAGUAGCAGUAUGUCCUCGCAAACAUAUAGAUCCUCCCGUUGUUCAGUUGAACAACAAUUAUCAUUUGAAGAUGUUGUCAUGACCGGUUUGGCCAAUGACGGUGGUUUAUUCUUACCAAGUGCUAUCCCAAAGUUGCCAUCAGAUUUCCUUGAAUCAUGGAAAGAUCUUUCCUUCAACGAAUUAGCAUUUGAAAUUUUGAGAUUAUACAUUGAUCCAAAGGAAAUUCCUGAUUUGGAUUUGAUUAACUUGAUUGCUAAGUCUUACUCCAAGUUCAGAUCCAGUGAAAUCACCCCAAUUAGAAAGAUUGACGACAAUUUGUACUUGUUGGAAUUGUUCCAUGGCCCUACAUAUGCAUUCAAGGAUGUCGCCUUACAAUUCGUGGGUAACUUGUUUGAAUACUUUUUAACCAGACGUAAUGCCAACAAGGCCGAUUCCGAUAGAGAAAUCAUCACCGUUGUUGGUGCCACCUCGGGUGAUACUGGUUCCGCAGCAAUUUACGGUUUAAGAGGCAAGAAGGACGUCUCUGUGUUUAUCUUGUACCCAACUGGUAGAAUCAGUCCUAUUCAAGAACAGCAAAUGACUACCGUUGAGGAUGCCAAUGUCCACACUUUAAGUGUCAAUGGUACUUUUGAUGACUGUCAAGAUAUUGUCAAGGCCAUCUUUAGCGAUAAGGAAUUCAAUGACAAGUACCACGUUGGUGCUGUCAAUUCUAUUAACUGGGCCAGAAUCUUGGCUCAACAAACUUACUACUUUUACUCAUACUUUCAAUUACAAAAGGAAUUGACUGCCAAGGACUCCAAGGAUUCUAAAGUAAGAUUUGUCGUUCCUUCAGGUAAUUUCGGAGAUAUCUUGGCUGGUUACUAUGCUUACAAGAUGGGAUUACCAGUUGACAAGUUAAUUAUUGCCACUAAUGAAAAUGAUAUCUUGGAUAGAUUCAUGAAGAGCGGUGAAUACUCCAAGCAACAAGAAACCGGUGUUAAGGCUACCCACUCUCCAGCCAUGGAUAUCUUGAUUUCUUCAAAUUUCGAAAGAUUAUUAUGGUACUUGAUCAGAGACAAUGUCACCCAUGAUGACUCCAAGGCCGGUGAAACGUUGAAUGACUGGAUGAAGCAAUUGAAGGAAAAUGGCAAGUUUACUGCACCAAAGGAAGUCUUGACUGCUGCCAAGUUAAUCUUUGACUCUGAACGUGUUGACGAUGAACAAACCAUCAAGACCAUAAAAGAAGUUUACACUUCCCAUCCUGAAAACUACAUUGUUGACCCUCAUACUUCCGUUGGUGUUGCCACCUCAUAUAGAUUUAUUGCCAAGGAUGAACCAAGUGAAAACAUUCAAUAUAUCUCCUUGUCUACCGCCCAUCCUGCCAAAUUCUCUGAGGUUGUCAACAAGGCAUUGGAUUCCUUUGACAAUUACUCAUUUGAAAAGGAUGUUUUGCCUGAUGAACUAAAGGCAUUAAGCGAAAAGCCAAAGAGAAUUAAGUUGAUUGACGAAGCAAGUGUUGAAAAGGUUAAACAAGCAAUCAGAGAUGAAUUGAAGUUUUAAUUAGUGUAUAUACUCCAAAAAAAAAGGACUAAUUUCGUAUAUCACUACUUUGUGUAAUACUAAUCUAUAAAUAUCUAUUAAGCAUCUUGCUUCUUCUUUACUUGAACCUUACCUUCUACAACUUCAACUUGAUACCCAACUUCUUGUAAUACUUUAUCGUCAACAGUACGUUUAGCUUCCAAAUCGGCGACCACUUGCUGGUUAUGUUUAUUAUCUUGUAACAAGUAUUUUAAACAAACAAUGGCAUGUUCCUUGAUGAAUGGAUUGUUGUUGUCAAUAACACAGUUGGACAAGAUCAACGCUAAUCCACCCAAUUCUCUAACUUGUUCUUGGACUUCAAACAGUUCAUGGGUUAAGUACGACAAUAUUAUAAUUAUUGACGAUUUCACGGAAUUGUAGGUGACACCUUCAAUCUUGGAGUUUUUGAUUGUUACUGGUUUAAUUGCAUUAUGAAUUGAGCCAAACACGGAUAUGAGUUGUUCGAGGAAUGUCGGGUAUUGCGCGAGUAACUUCUUGAAGAUUUCGAACUUACCCAAUUCUGAAAGAAUAUGUAAAUUGACGGUAAUCACUUCUUCAAGUUCGAAAUCUUGCAAUAUGGUAUCUGGAGUUAAGGUCUUGGAGUAAGUCAAGAAUACUUCGAUGUUCCAUGAAAUCAAUGCUGUCAACUCAUAGAUGUUCCAUUGAUCUCUUGUUUGAACCACGGUACUCGUCAAUUCUAACCAGCUGGUCAAAUCAGUGUGUCCAGCAUGAGCUAUCCAGGUGACGAAACUUUCAUGGGUUAUCACAUCAUAAAGCAAGUGGAUGAACAUCUUUGAAUCGUGAUCCAACUCAGUAAAGUCUAUAGUUAAGUACAAUGAGUAUACGCAUCGAAGGAUGUAGUUUUCGUCAAGUUUCAACACUUCUUGAAGUUUAAAGUUUGUGAGUUCGUUGUCCUCGGUGAACAACUGCCUGAAUAAAUAAUGGACAAUGGGCGACUUAAACACAUUUUUGAAUUGUACUUGUUCAAACAAUUGGUUCACUUCUGCAACGAGUUCAUUUCGGGGGAAAUUUGCAAGAAUUUGCCAAUACACCAAUUCUGUCUUGACAUUCCAAUCCUCCACUGGUUCCACUUUGGAAAAUCUGACAAAACUUGUAAUAACACUUGUGUAAAUGUCAUUGUUAGUCAACCUGGGUGCUAUAUUUCGAAUAAUCAAGAGUAGUCCACGAUAUAACCGGAUCGCAUCAACUGAUUUGUCAGGACAGUAUUCAAGAACUUGUUUAAUUUGAUCAACCGGGAGGAGACUUAGAUCUGAAUUAAGGAGAUCACUUAUUGCACUUAAUCUACUGGAAAGAUUUAUGAAGUUGUUGGAUUUCAAAUCUAUAAGCGAGUCUUUUAUUAUUGAGUUCAUGGUAGGCUAGCAAGAGCAGUAGAUCUCGAUUU
Molecule: messenger RNA, 2968 nt
Organism: Spathaspora passalidarum NRRL Y-27907
Lineage: Eukaryota; Fungi; Ascomycota; Pichiomycetes; Serinales; Debaryomycetaceae
Gene: THR4
Product: threonine synthase
Exons: 1
Coding region: 19-1548 (509 amino acids)
Biological process (GO): L-threonine biosynthetic process
Molecular function (GO): pyridoxal phosphate binding; threonine synthase activity
Source: RefSeq, a predicted model, not a curated record